UUCGAUAAAUCGUAUCGUAUUCUACUUUUAAUUAUUCAACUCAUGCAAUUUUGAAUUUUAACCUGAAAAUUCUGCAAGCACAGUUUGUAUUAUUAAAGAAACUAAAAAGGAAUAAAAUAUUGGCUUAUCAAUAAAAUAAGUAUCAAUUUAUAAUCAAUAUUGAGAAAAAAAAAUUGUCAGCUAAAUGUGGAUUAAGAACUCGUUUCCCAAUCCGAGAUUCGAAAAAAGGAGUAAAAGAAAGAGAGGAAGAUAGGCAAGCUGGAUCGUACGUGAUACACGUGGGUCACGCCGGGGAAACUUUUUUUUAUUAUUUGACGAUAUGGACGAUAUGGACAUAAAUUCUACGAUAGAUAAUGCGACUGUCGUUGCGGAUAAUUUAGCAGAAUCAUCAACGAAAAUGAGUAAACGUCAAGUGAAGCGAUUGCGGAAAGAAAAGAUGUGGCUAGAACGAAAGAACGAAAGAAGAUUGAAAGAGAGGAUUAAAGCAAGGGAAAAACGUGCAUAUGCACGUGCGAAUAAUCUGAGCCUAGGUCCGUCCAGAAAAGUAUUAAAAAGAAGCACUAUGGCAGCGAGUGCUUGUACACUCACAGUAACCAUUGACUUAUCAUUUGAUGAGUUAAUGAUCGAUAAGGAUAUUGCUAAGCUAACCAAGCAGAUAUUAAGGUGCUAUACUUUGAAUAGAAGAGCAGCAGCACCCAUGCAAUUUUCCCUCACCAGCUUUACUGGCAAGUCGCGUGCCAGCAUGGAGAAGCACAAUGGAUAUGAACACUGGGAUGUCUGCUUUCACACAAAUUCGUACAUAGAUGUUUAUCCCAAAGACAAAAUCAUAUAUCUCACAAGUGAGUCGAAAAACGUGAUAGAUCGUCUGGAACAUGAUUGCACAUAUGUCAUAGGUGGUCUUGUCGAUCAUAAUGCGCAUAAAGGAAUGUGCCACAAGCUUGCGAUAGAAGCUGGCGUUAGGCAUGGCCGACUGCCGUUAGACAAAUUCCUACAGAUGAAGGCAAGGAAAGUGUUGACUAUUGAUCAUGUUUUUGAAAUAUUACUAAGAAUCUCAGAGGGUAAUACUUGGCAGGAAGCGUUCCUAAAAGUAUUACCGGAGAGAAAAAACGCUCGGCCGAUCGUUUCUGUGCAAUCCAAAGAGAAGACGAUAAAUUUAAAAUCUGUCGAUGUAAAUAGUUCAAUGUCGAUUGAUGUAAAUAAUAUAACGCCUAUUGAUAUUGAUAACACAAUGCCGAUUGAUGUAAAUAAUGCGACGCCGGCUGAUGCAAAUGCGGUAUCGGAUGAUGUAAAUAAUGCAACGGUAGAUGAUGCAACUAAUGUAGGGCCAGUUGAUGUAAAUAAUGCAGCGUUGGAUGAUGCAACUAACGCGGCGCUGGUUGAUGUAAAUAAUGCAGUGCCAAUUGUAGCUAAUACUUGCAAUGAGGAGAGUUACGGUAGACUUGAGUGCAAUACAGAGUCGAAGAUCAUAGAAGGGAGCGCAUCUAAAUUUAUGAUUAUGGAUACAGCAGAAACAACAUAAGAAAAUAUAACAUGUUUAAA
Molecule: messenger RNA, 1539 nt
Organism: Pogonomyrmex barbatus (red harvester ant)
Lineage: Eukaryota; Metazoa; Arthropoda; Insecta; Hymenoptera; Formicidae
Biological process (GO): tRNA N1-guanine methylation
Cellular component (GO): nucleoplasm; nucleus
Molecular function (GO): tRNA binding
Source: RefSeq, a predicted model, not a curated record